CACGAUGAUCACGUUACUACUGGCAAUCGUACACUCUCACUUCUCCCAUGUCAAAACUCAAAACACCACAAACCACCGCUUCCGUACACCUCCUUCUCCGAUGACACCGUCACAUCAACCACCACCACCGCCACCGCCUCCCUCCUCACCUGUGUCCACAGCUAGCAAACACAUUACCACCUCGAAUUCUGCCUCCACUUCCUCUCCCACCCCAUCGGAUGUGUGGAACUACGUCUGGAUUCCUUUUCUGAUUUCUCUCUGUAAAGAAGUUAGUUCUGCUAAACCUUCUUCCGAGUCAACUAACGUCUUGACUUCUGACUCCGUUUCAAGACUGUCGUCUACGUGUCCUACGACGGAUUCCAAGCUGAAUUUCCGUCCGAUCAUCGGAAUUCUAAGCCAUCCAGGCGACGGUGCCUCCGGUCGACUUAAUAAUGCCGCCAAUGCUUCGUAUAUUGCUGCCUCUUAUGUAAAGUUCGUUGAAUCCGCUGGUGCUAGGGUUAUUCCACUCAUCUAUAACGAAGCUCCUGAGAUUUUACAAAGCAAACUAAAUCUCGUCAAUGGAGUGCUUUUCACUGGUGGAUGGGCUAAGAGUGGCCUCUACGCUGAAGUUGUUGAGGGGAUUUUUAAGCAAGUCCUGAAGAAGAAUGAUGAAGGAGACCAUUUUCCAUUACUUGCAAUUUGCUUAGGUUUUGAACUCUUAACUAUGAUUGUUAGCAAAAAUAAUAAAAUCCUUGAACAAUUUAGUGCAUCAGAUCAAGCAUCCACGCUUCAAUUCAUGACAAACAUUGAAGGAACAGUGUUUCAAAGAUUUCCUGCUGAUUUGCUUGCAAAGUUGAGUACAGAUUGCCUUGUGAUGCAAAAUCAUAAAUAUGGUAUUUCUCCAGAAACAUUUCAAGAAAACACAAAAUUGUGUAAUUUCUUUAAGAUCUUGACAACCAGCAUUGACCAAGAUAACAAGGUUUAUGUAUCAACAGUUCAAUCACAAAGAUAUCCAAUUACAGCUGUCCAGUGGCACCCAGAGAAAAAUGCUUUUGAGUGGGGCUUAUCGAUGAUUCCACAUUCAGAUGAUGCUGUUCAAGUGACUCAACAUGUUGCCAACUUCUUUGUGAGUGAAGCUAGAAAAUCGUUAAACAGACCGCCUGUGAGAAAAGUGCUGGAUAAUCUUAUUUACAAUUACAGUCCCACUUAUUGUGGGAAGGCCGGGAAAGGAUAUGAUGAGGUUUACAUCUUCACGGAAAACCUUGCACGAAUUUAGUUUGUAAAUGUUGUAUGGUGCAAAGAUGGAAACCAUUUGUAAAUUUCUCAACUUUGUGACUAUAUUAUCGAGUGAAAUUUAAUGCUUACAAAUAGGACAGAUUUGAAUGAACACGA
Lactuca virosa is the source of this 1371-nucleotide messenger RNA. The record is from the annotation of a GenBank genome assembly. Lineage: Eukaryota; Viridiplantae; Streptophyta; Magnoliopsida; Asterales; Asteraceae.